CUCUUGCAUUUUCAUAGGUCAUGGCGGACCACUCCUUUAAGUGACCGUCACAUUACGCGCGAUCAUACUAGAAUUCAGGUUAUCAUUCUUCUAUUCGCGCUGAAACUUCGUUAUCGUGAUCGGAUCUUCUUGUUGCGAGGCAAUCACGAAACGCCGGCUGUCAAUAAGAUCUAUGGCUUCUACAACGAAUGCGUCAUGAAGUACGGUGCUGGAAUUUGGUGGGAUUUUCAGGCAUGCUUCAACAGAAUACCUCUUGCUGGACUCAUCUCUAAAAAGGUCCUCUGCAUGCACGGCGGCCUUUCACCAGAGCUUAACCACCUCGACGUGAUCCGGAACAUUCCUCGUCCAUGCGAACCCCUGGAUCGUGGUUUACUCAUCGACCUCACAUGGGCCGAUCCUACAAACAAGGGAGAUGGAUGGUUUCACUCAUUAGAGGUCGUUCAAGACGGCUACGAAAUGAUGGCUGGACGCCGGCUGAUUACCGUAUUCUCAGCACCCAAUUACUGUGGACAGUUCACCAAUGCAGCAGCAAUCGUAUGUUUAGAUGAGGAUUUGGAGAUCACUUUCCAACAGCUCAAAAUGCAAAUUGCUGCGAAUCUGGCACCAAAGGCUAGACCGUGUCCUGUAAUCGCAAGUGAUCCAAACGCAGUGAAUGCCAAAGCCGACAAAGAUUUUAUUAAGCCGUUCACGGUUAGCCGUUUACUAACAGAAGUCUUCACAAUGACUAGGCCUCAAAGAUGA
This is a messenger RNA of Cooperia oncophora, 741 nucleotides long. The record is from the annotation of a GenBank genome assembly. NCBI's taxonomy places the organism in Eukaryota, Metazoa, Nematoda, Chromadorea, Rhabditida, Trichostrongylidae.